UGUGUGUGCCACGACGUGACUAACAGCUCACGACUCACGACGGUGAGAUCGGCAGUCAGGCAAGGGGCCACGGGAGUCGCGAGAGCAGCAAUGGAAGGCGAGCGAGAGAGCGCGACUCGGAGGCAACGAGAACACACCACGGAACACGGAAUCGUCGUGCAAAGAAGGACGAGAAGAAACCAAAGAAGAAUCAAGGAGGAGGAGGAGGGAGAGGCGAGCUCUCGAAUGGUUCACCGCUUUCGCCGAGUUCGAAGGCAAAGCGAGCAGGAAAAGGGCUCCCGUGUCUGUGAGUUUUGCAGCUGUGCGUUCUCCUUCCUUUGUGUCGGUUCGCAGUACUUCGAGCUCGGUCAAUGACUGGGAAGCACACGUGAUAAUUGGACGGAUUGCCUUUUGGCUGGUGCUCUCGCGUGUGGCACCUGGCUCAAGAAAGAUGUUAAAGAAAAGUCGCGCUGCCGAGUCCCGACCUCGCACGAGGGUCAAGCAGCCAGUGCUCGCUUCGUACGCUCGACGCUGCACACGUGAUCGUUUUCUUCGAUUUCGCUCUCUCCCUCGCUCGCCUGCAUCCGCGUACAACUCGUUCGUGACUUGGCGAGAAUGCAUCGAGGAAGCUUCCUCGAUGCAAAGGGCUUUCUCUCGCAGUCUCGUUCUCGUGGAAAUUUCAAGACGCCCGAGAUGAGGAGGGGAAAACGAGGCAGCGAGAUCGGAAGAGAAUGGUGCGCUUUGGUGCUUUCACUGCUCCGGAAGGACGGUUAACAUCGAAUUUUGCUGAGACUAACAAUCGGAGGGGUCCCACGAUAAUGUGAGAAAUAAAAAGGCGCCCCGAGUACGCGCCACAAACUCGAGUAAUUCCCAUGAUACUUAUUAUUGUUCUGCGUAUGAUAGACUUCAGUCGGGAGAAUCGAGCAAUCCGUUUUGCUGCAUUUUUCAUUCUCACUGAGCCCCAAAGAAACUGCGCGAGGUUUCUUGCUAAUAUGGAACGAGAGCCUUUAGUGAAAACGAAACGAAGGAUAAAAAGAAAGAGCUCGUGGAUUCUUACGGCGCUCGCUCGCCGUCCGCUCGCCUGUUGCUUCCAACGGUUCAUUAUUUUCCUUUUUCCACCUGCGACACACAAGCUUUUACGCAAUUGGGAGAGGCGGAACUAAUUCAUUUGACUCGGUUUCUUUGAAAUCUAUAAAAACGAGGAAACGACGGUCCAACGACCAUUUUUACCGCGAUAUUCCCAUGGAAAAAUCAAUUUUUACUGUGAUUCGUUUGUUUUCCCGAUGAACGAAUGCACUCGUCCAAUAACUCUAGCUCGGGUGCACGAGUGUCAAGUUCGCCGGGUGGCCUACGUCCGGCGACAAGGGGCAAGUCCACGUGGUUCGAGCACCACCUUCGCUGGGGUUGAAACUCCAACUUCGAGGUUUUAUAACUCCAGUACAACUGCUGGCUGGCAACACUAAACCUUUCGUUUUUCGUGUACAAAGCGUUCGUCGUUUCAUUUACAUUUGGACUCACCUCCAUUCGAGAACGUUCCACACGAAAACACCGGAGCGCUUUUCCAUGCGAGUGCAUGUUUUUUUCCUACCGAAUCGACACACGAGCAGAGGGUUGAAAAAGCGAGCGAGGGUGGUGGUAAAAGUACACCACCCCUAUCUCCUGUCCAGCGAGACACGAACCGAAGGGGUCAAGUCCGUUCCGUCGUGGUUGGACAGUCCGGUUGGAGCGAGCGUUCGCUUCGCACCUCAGCGAUAAAGGGACCGAUUUCAAUCGAGAUUAUCAACGAAGUAGCGCGAAUUUGCCUCGCGGUAUGGAAUUUUGAUCGUCACCAAUAAGAUUUCGUCGAACCCUGACGAAUGGUGCUGCUGAAAAGCCCGUCGCCGAAACGUGGCGGAAGCCCUCAGCGGGACGCGGUCGGAGCGAAAUCUACGGGCCAGGAACGACGCGAGAGGAUCCAUCGACGAUCGAGAGGGAACAGUCCGAGCGAGAGAUCGAACGGCUCGAGAGGAAGCAGCCCUGGCAAAAGUAGCGCGGGCUCGAAAGAAAAAUCUCCGAGUUUGGCAGCUUCGCGAGGGAGCGAAAUCGGAAGUAUCGAACGCCUGGCUGACGGUGACAAACGAGUUAUUGCUUCGCAACGCCUGCUUCCUGAAGACAAUAUCAACGUAGUUGUCAGGGUUCGUCCUUUGAGUAUCAAAGAAAAAAAAUCCGGCGAGUCGUCCGCAGUUCAUUUUCCUGGCAGUGGGCAAAUUCACUGCGAAGGACCGUCAAACAGUGGGGACAAGAAAGCCAAACUCUUCUCGUACAAUGUCGUAUUCGAGCCUGCUGCCAGUCAGGAAGAUGUUUUGCAAUUUUCGGGCAUCAAGAAACUCAUCGAAAUGGCGGUCGAGGGCUUCAGCACUACAGCCUUUUGCUACGGUCAGACGGGCAGUGGAAAAACUCACACGCUCACGGGUCCUCCAGGGCUAUUCGAAAAUGGAAAUCCCUACUCCGAGGAUCACGGCCUCGUAUUCCGCUCCUUCGUUUACCUCUUCAGGGUCCUGCAGGAGAGAAAAGAGUGCCACUUCAUUCUCAAAGCUUCCUUCCUCGAGAUUUACAACGAAAAGGUGAUCGACCUUCUGAAUCCUGGCUCCUCGAGGAAACCUUUGGCUGUCAGAUGGAGCAAAAAGAUACGAGGCUUCUUCGUCGAGAAUCUCUUCACCGUCGAGUGCGAAGAGCUCGACGAUCUUUUGGCAGUUCUCGAAGAAGGAAUGAGAAACAGGUCGGUGGGUACGCACAACAUGAACGAACAUUCCAGUCGCAGUCACACGAUUCUCACGGUCCACAUAACUUCUGAACAGCAGAUGGAGAACGGAGUAUUUAUAUCGAAGCAGGGCAAAAUUAAUUUCGUUGAUCUCGCCGGGAGUGAGAUGACGAAAAAAACUCAGAGCGAGGGAAAAACGCUCGAGGAAGCGAACAACAUCAACAAGAGUCUCAUGGUCUUAGGAUAUUGCAUAGCUUCGCUGAGUGACGGCAAAAAAAAGGGUGGUCACAUUCCUUACAGGGAUAGCAAAUUGACGAAACUUUUGGCGGACAGUCUCGCCGGAAACGGAGUAACUCUGAUGAUCGCGUGCGUCUCACCGGCGCGGUCGAACUCGUCCGAAACUCUCAACACUCUGAGAUACGCGGCAAGAGCUAAGAAAAUCCGUACGAAGCCGAUCGUGGUCAUGGAUCCGAGAGAAGCCUUGAUCCUCAGCCUGAAACGCGAAGUCACCGCUCUUCAGACCGAAAACGAUCAUCUCCGAAGCGCUCUGCACCUCGGCAACGAAUCGAGCGGUCUCAAACGAUCCGAUUCAAAAGCUGGAGAAAGGCGAGUCCCCAUGACGCCGCCUCCGGUCGACCUGGACAAGCUGGCGGAACUGGAGUCGGGAGAGCUCAGUCAAUUGUUGCGAGCUUACAUAACCGAGAACGAAGCAUUGCGGCGGGAGAAUGCAGAAUUGUACGCAACGCGGGAACAAGUGAUGCGGGAUCAGGAGCUCGUCUGCCGAGAGAACGAGAGGUUGCUCAAGAAAUUGGAAGAUGUUAAUUCGGUUUGCUGUCGUUCGCCGAUCAUUCCAGCCCGACCGACCUAUUCCGCGGAGAUGCUUCACGCCUCUUUGGACGACGUUCCCGGCGCGACGAACAUAUGGACGAAUCCGAACGCGGAUACGAACAGCACACCUACGUUCACCACUUCGAACGAGGGAAAAAACAACGAGCAGUCGAGUACCAGCGGCAAUAUCCCGGACAAACUCCUCAAAGAACUGGACAAAAGAAUCGUCGGCAGUUUUAGCAACAUAGCAGAGACUUAUAGAGACAAAAUAAGCCAUCAUCGACGGCACAAUUCGUGGGACAAUGGCCGCGGCUCCGGGAGCAGUCCUGAUCAGACUUAUUCCCCGGUUGAAACGAAUCACAGAAGCAGGAAAUCCCCGUUCAGAAGAACGUCGACGGUGCCCGAGGAAAUAUCGUCGUCGAGCGUCGCCGACGUUCUGGGCGUCCCGGUACUACCGCUCCAAAAUUCCCCGAAUGGAACUCCAGACUCCCUGUUGAGUGGGCCACUGGUCGACGGCCAGGGAUCAGCUCCGGACACCGGGGAUUCGAUCAACCCGACGAUCCCAUUUCCACCGAUUUCACGAUCAUCCUCUCCCUUCGUCUCACUCGCCGAUCACGAGAGUAAAUCCAACGGUCUUGACUCGGGACAAAAACUACGAAGAUCGAGACGUCGUGCGAUGGAUAAUGGUCACGAAGAUCUGAGCGCUCAACGAGCAUUCGGCAGCCCAGUUUCUCUCGACGGCGACCAUUUUUAACUGCUUGCGUUCAAAUAUUCAUUCAUUUCUUUUUUUUUUUUAAUCCGAAAUACCAAAUCUCCCAUCGAGAAGAAAGAAAAAAACUCAUAAAUAUUGCUAAUUGACUCAACCAAAGUUUGUCGCUGUAAUUUUAUUUUGUAAACAGUCGUUCGAUGUAAACUGCGAAUUUCAUUUAUUUCGUAAAUUUUUUAUAUUUAUUAAAAUAACCGCAUACCCGAAAUAUCCGCCAUUGCGAAUGAAUCGUCGGUUUUUACGUAGCAAAAUCAUAGAUUCACAUCGAUAUACAGUUGGCCUAUGUUAGGCCUUUUCCUCUCUUCGUUUAUGACUGGUCAUUCGCAAAAUAUUUUGUGCUAUCUUCAACCAAAAUUCUCCAUUCAUGUCACAGUACUUGAUAUUAUUAGAAAAAAAUAGACCGUAUAGCCCUGGCAUUGACGAUGAAAGUGUGCGCCUAUAUAAUUAGAAAGAAGGAAAAAAAAUGUUUGUGAAAUUGAAUUUUUAUUUACGAGAAUAUGCCUGUACAUUCUUGUACAUAAUAGUAUUUUUUUUUUGUGAUUAUUUUGAUUUAGAGGAUUGUGAAAAAAAAACAAUAAAAAGAAUUAU
Messenger RNA from Venturia canescens, 4901 nucleotides. RefSeq names its product kinesin-like protein KIF12. Gene Ontology annotation, biological process: spindle elongation; microtubule-based movement; mitotic spindle organization. NCBI's taxonomy places the organism in Eukaryota, Metazoa, Arthropoda, Insecta, Hymenoptera, Ichneumonidae. The transcript has 18 exons. Gene Ontology annotation, cellular component: microtubule associated complex. The coding region runs from base 1836 to 4301 and encodes 821 amino acids. The record is from RefSeq and is a predicted model, not a curated record. Gene Ontology annotation, molecular function: microtubule binding; ATP binding; microtubule motor activity.